CUCCGACUAAUUUUCCCGAGCGAACGAACAUUGUUCCCUCUCUCUCUCUCUCUCUCGCUCUCGCUCUCGCCCUCGCCAUGGAAGAAGAAACGUCGAAGCUACAACAGUUUCCAGAGAGUUUCCUUAGCUUUCUAGAGGCUAAUGGCCUUGAUCCUUCAAUCUACACUCACGCAGAUUCAAUUCCACGCUACGUAAGGUUGAAACCAGGGUUCGAGAAUGCUGUCCAAGAGAUUGAAUCCCAAAUUAACUGUAAACUGGAGAAGGUGAAGUGGUUACCUGGUUUCUACUCUAUUCCUCCACAUGUUCAUAUAGCCAGAUCCAAGGCUUAUCAGCAAGGCAUGAUGUACGGAAUCGAUGCAGCUUCCGGUGCUGCUGUUUCAGCUCUUGGUAUCUCCCCUGGAGACCAUGUCUUGGAUCUUUGUGCUGCUCCUGGUGCUAAACUCUGUAUGAUGCUUGACCUACUGGGUGACAAGGGCUCUGCGACUGGUGUCGAUGUAGCAAGGCAUCGUCUUGCUUCCUGCAGAACAUUGCUUCUAAAAUACGGGCUUGGUGAAAGGAGCAGACUUUUUCUUGCUGAUGGAACCAUUUUCUCAGUGCCACCUACCACAAAUCUAACAUGUGAUGAGCCAUGUGUAGACGAUCAUGAAGACACAUUCAAGCAGUGGACUUCCCGUAGACCUUACAAAGAAAGGAAACAAGAAGCUAAGGCCAGGAAGAUAUCUUCUGUUUUGCCGCAGAAUGGACAGCCAGAAAUUAUCUUCUACGGGCAGAGUUCUGGAGUGAUCGGAUUAAAAAAGAAGCAACUUUAUAGAUCCCUCGACGAAAAUGAUUAUGCAUAUUGUGGCUAUGACAAGGUUCUUGUAGACGCAGAAUGCACACAUGAUGGUUCAAUCAAGCAUAUCCAGAAAUUUGAGCAAUGGGGUUGGACAACACUGGAACGCCGUGUACUAGAUGCCGAAAGAACCGAUAUCAGUUUAGCAUCUCUUCAGCUGAAUCUACUGAGAAAUGGAUUCAGAUUGUUGAAAGAAGCCGGCACCCUAGUGUACAGCACAUGCAGUUUGACGCAUGCCCAAAACGAAGAUGUGGUGGAUCAGUUCCUUGCUGAAAAUUCCUCUGCAGAACUACAAGAGAUUGAAAUGGCCAAGGAUUGGCCAUGUAGAAGUGGUCGCACGCCUAAAACACUACGUUUUGAUCCGGCCACCUCAGCAACCAGCGGCCUUUUCGUUGCAAAAAUCAGGAAAUUGGCACUCAAAGAAACAGAGAAGAAUGUGUUGUGAUGCCUCUGUUAUCUAUUCUACAAUCUCACUCAAAAGGGUCGAUAGGUUGAUGGCUCAAUUCAAAGUUGGCUACUUUUAGCCCUAUAUGUUUGUUUGAAGAAUAGGAAGUGUAUUUGCUUAGAGCUAUUGGGUUUUAGGAUUUGCCUAAUCCCAUUCCAAAUUCAUGUUUGCAAAGCUGAUUUUUGUCCAUUAGAAAUUUAGAACUUGGUCUCUGUAGUCCCACCACUUUUCUACUGUUACAUUUUUUUCUCUAUACACCUAUCUAAUUGUGAGGUUGAUUUUGUCGACU
Messenger RNA from Camelina sativa (false flax), 1566 nucleotides. RefSeq lists its product as uncharacterized. The record is from RefSeq and is a predicted model, not a curated record. Gene Ontology annotation, biological process: RNA methylation. Gene Ontology annotation, molecular function: RNA methyltransferase activity. Lineage: Eukaryota; Viridiplantae; Streptophyta; Magnoliopsida; Brassicales; Brassicaceae.